CCCCUGCCUCUUCGGUUCGGUUCCCAGUAUCUGAGUCGCUCUCUCUACCGAGCAAGCACGCACGCACGUACCCGGCGUUCCGCUCCACGCACCCACGGCGCCGUCGCUCAUGCAGGAAGCAGCGGUCGAGACCGGCCGGCGGCCGGCGCAGCAGUUCACUGGCGUUGACCUCCGCCGGCCCAAGGGGUACGCCGCGCCAUCUACCACGGCGGCGAGCCAGGCGCCGGGGGAGGGCGACCCGUGCCCGCGGUGCGAGUCCCGGGACACCAAGUUCUGCUACUACAACAACUACAACAUGUCGCAGCCGCGCCACUACUGCAAGGGCUGCCGCCGCUACUGGACCAAGGGCGGCACCCUCCGCAACGUCCCUGUCGGCGGCGGCACCCGCAAGAAGCCGUCUUCGUCCUCCUCCUCCGCUGUCGUCGCCAACUCCGCCAAGCCCAAGAAGCCCUCCAAGAAGAAGCGCCGCGUCGCGCUCGCGCUCCCCAAGCCCACCACCACCCCAGCCGCCGCCGACUCCACCAAGACGACCGAAACAACCACGACGACGACCACCACCACACCGACGACCGACGCCGCGAGCGAGAUCACCACCGAGCUCGUGGUCCCCGCGGUGGAGGAGGACUCCCUCGCCCACCUGUUGCAGCCGGACGACGCCGCAACCGUCGCGCUGGGGCUGGGGCUGUCGGACUUCCUCGCUGGGAAGAACCAGGGGCUGGUGGAGCCGGACAUCUUCGAGUGGCCUUCGGCGUUCGACCUGGGCGCGUGCUGGGGCAGCGCCGCGUUCGGCGACCCGGACCCCGCCCUGUUCCUCAACCUCCCGUGACAGGUGACGGCUGGUUCCGGGCUGCACAGGCGUGUGGUGGGUUUUGCGACCUGAUCAACAGUUCUUCCAGUUAAUUCGUAGCACGUGACGACAUGCUUGGGGUAUAUGAUCGUGACGACGACCUUAAUUUUUAGCUUCCGAGGUCAGCUAACUCAACAGCUUUGGGGUUUUCGUCUGUCUAUAAACUACGGUUUGGGCUUCUUCUUGCAUGGUCCUCCUCGAUCCCUUUGAUUUCCGUUCUUCUGUUUUAACAAAAGAUUAUGAAUGGAAUGUAUGGAGAAUCUGCUGCAUGGAAAGAAUGUACCGAUGUUUUCUUCC
Messenger RNA from Phragmites australis (common reed), 1144 nucleotides. Its product is annotated as dof zinc finger protein MNB1A-like. Gene Ontology annotation, biological process: regulation of DNA-templated transcription. The transcript has a single exon. Bases 110 to 826 code for a protein of 238 amino acids. The record is from RefSeq and is a predicted model, not a curated record. NCBI's taxonomy places the organism in Eukaryota, Viridiplantae, Streptophyta, Magnoliopsida, Poales, Poaceae. Gene Ontology annotation, molecular function: DNA binding; DNA-binding transcription factor activity.